AUGGCGACCRACGAGAAGAAGAGACGCAUCAUUAUGGUUGGGUUAAUUUGCUUGGAUAUUGUUAAUGUUUGUGAUCAUUUCCCCCAGGAAGAUCAAGAUAUACGUGCUCUAGAACAGCUAUGGCAGCGUGGUGGUAAUGCAGCAAAUCAGUCAGAGAUAUUGGCACAGUUAGGAAUGGAAGUGGAAUUUUUAGGUUCUUUGAGCGAUGGAAGGGGAUGCGACUUUGCAGUAAAGACACUCACAAGACGUGGAGUAAUAACAAAUAAUUGUAUAAUCCACAAAGGUAUUGGAUUUCCUACAUCCUGUGUGACUCUCAGCCUUCAAACAGGCAGUAGAACAAUCAUUCAUUAUCGUCCAAGUCAAUUUCCUGAGGUUUCCAGCGAAGAGUUCAAAAAACUUGACUUCAGUUGCUAUCACUGGGUUCAUAUUGAAGUGAAACGAAAUUUCCAAGAAACGCUUAAAAUGAUAUCUGCUAUCGAAUCGUAUAACAAAACAAGGAAUUCCUCAGAUAAAAUUACAGUAUCUAUCGAAUUAGAGAAAAAACACCACGAUUGUAUAAAAUUGUUAUCUCAAGCUGACCUGGUGAUUAUAAGCAAAGAUUUAGCUGAAUUCUUGGGCUAUACUUCAGCAAGCUCUGCUGUGCAAGGAUUAUAUAACAAAAUGAAACAAGGUGCUAUGUUAGUAUGCCCGUGGGGGUCAUUGGGUGCCGAUGGCAUGGAUAACAGGGGGGUUCUAUACCAUAGCGAUGCAUUCCCCCCUGACUUUGUCAAAGAUACUCUGGGUGCGGGAGACACAUUUAUUGCUGGUCUAAUCAAAAGUCUUUAUGAUGGAAAUGGUUUGCAAGAUGCUUUGAUAUCAGGCUGUAGGCUUGCUGGCUUUAAGUGUGGAGUCAAGGGAUACAAUCAACUUGGUGAUUUCUGGAACAAAAUAGUUGAUGGCAAAUAACUUGCUAUGGGAUUCCUUUAUUGAAUACAUGAGGAGGGCAGGGAAUAGUUGCCAUUCUAGUGCAAGAGAUGCAAUGAUGUGCUGUAAUCAUUUCCAGGAAGAGAAACAAGUUACAUAAAAUUAUGACCAAACCAAUUAAAAAAAAUAUAAUGUAAUAAAGUGUAUCUGAUAGUCCUUGUUUAAUACAAAAUGUUGACUGAGACAUUUCUGUUGUAAAAACUGUCUACCUUAUAAGGUCUAGUGAAGAAAUGACAAGACCAUUAUUGAUUAGAACAUUUUUUUACUUUUCAUAGGUAACACAAAAUCACUCAGAGUCAGUAGUCUCUUUAACAAGGCUCACAAAUGGCAAAGAGAAAAGACCAAACAGUCAAUCCCCAAUCCUCAUUGUAAAUAUUACUUGUCAUCUAGAAAAUUCACCAACAUAGUGGCCUCCUCCUAUCAAUUUUCCUUGCCAACUAUGGUGUCUGAAUUGAA
Exaiptasia diaphana is the source of this 1419-nucleotide messenger RNA. Its product is annotated as ketohexokinase. Gene Ontology annotation, molecular function: ketohexokinase activity. Gene Ontology annotation, biological process: fructose metabolic process. The transcript has a single exon. Bases 1 to 945 code for a protein of 314 amino acids. NCBI's taxonomy places the organism in Eukaryota, Metazoa, Cnidaria, Anthozoa, Actiniaria, Aiptasiidae. The record is from RefSeq and is a predicted model, not a curated record.